UUGGUGGAAAGUUUGCGGUGAUCAAGAAUCUCUGACAAACAUCCAUUUUAUGGCCAUUUAUUUAAAGAUUAUAAAAAAGUGAACAGAGUUAUGCCAAUGGAUUCUACAUACCGAUAUGGGAAAUACAGAAUUGAGAGGGACGUGCUGGAUGAGCAGAGACUGGAGGAGGUAACACAGCGGAAAACAUAUUCUGACCUCCACCCUUCUCUAGCUAAGCGACUUAAGGAUUCCUUAAGAUGUACAGUACCUAAACUAAAGCGAAGUGUGAUGAGCAGCUUUCCUUUGUUAUACUGGCUGCCCAAGUACUCAGUGUGGGACUACGGCAUGCCAGACCUCGUCUCUGGGAUUAGUGUGGGUAUAAUGCACCUGCCACAAGGUAUGGCUUAUGCAUUAUUGGCUUCAUUACCUCCUGUAUUUGGGCUCUACUCUUCUCUCUAUCCACCAUUAAUCUACUUCUUCUUUGGUACGUCGCGUCACAUUUCCAUUGGUACAUUCACUGUUCUCAGCAUCAUGGUAGGUAGUGUAACGGAGAGACUCGCUCCAGACGUGAAUUUCCUUAUAAGUGAUGGGACCAACACCACUGCAGAGGUGGACGUAAUAGCCCGCGACUCAUACCGGGUGCAGGUGGCAGCAACUACUGCUGUCCUAGGAGGACUUAUUCAGGUGCUUCUGGGUGUGGUAAAGUUUGGAUUUGUGGGAACGUACCUGUCUGAACCUCUGGUCCGGGCUUACACAGCAGCUGCUGCAGCCCACGCUGUGGUGGCACAGCUGAAGUACAUAUUUGGAGUUUCCCCCACACGGUUUAGUGGUCCACUGUCACUGGUGUAUACUCUGAAGGAUGUUUGCUCUUUGCUGCCGCACACUCAUCUCCCCACGCUGCUGCUCAGUGCCGUGACUAUGGUGCUUCUGAUUGCAGCCAAGGAGCUCAACGCGUUCCUCGGCCCGAAGCUGCCAGUGCCCGUCCCAGUGGAGCUCAUCACGAUUGUGGCAGCAACACUCAUAUCAUCCUAUGCACAUUUAAACAGCAACUACACUAUUUCAGUUGUUGGAGAAAUUCCUAGUGGUUUAAGUUCUCCCAUGGUACCAGAUGUGAGCAUUUUUGGAGAAGUGAUUGGCGACGCAUUUGCACUGGCUAUCGUCGGAUACGCCGUAUCUGUUUCACUUGGAAAAACAUUUGCACUGAAACAUGGAUACAAGGUGGACAGUAACCAGGAACUUGUGGCGCUGGGCCUCAGUAAUGCAGCGGGCGGCUUCUUUCAGUGCUUCUCUGUCUGCGCCUCCAUGUCCCGAAGUCUCAUCCAAGAGACCACUGGUGGUAAAACACAAAUGGCUGGCGUGGCCUCCUCUCUAAUUGUGUUGGUGACUAUACUGAAACUUGGAACAUUGUUCCAGGAGUUGCCAAAGGCCGUCCUCGCAUCGAUCGUCUUUGUGAAUCUGAAGGGCAUGUUCAAGCAGCACUUUGACAUUGUUACACUGUGGAGGAGCAGCAGGAUUGAUCUGGUGGUGUGGUUGGUCACUUGGGUGUCAACCGUGCUUCUCAAUCUGGACCUGGGUCUGGCAGCGUCCAUCACCUUUGCCCUGUUUACUGUUAUCUUCAGGACUCAGCUGCCCACAUACUCAGUUCUGGGAAAUGUUCCAGGUACAGAACUAUACGUGGAUAUAGAGACACACAGAGACGCAAGGGAGGUUCCAGGUGUUACUAUAUUCCGCUCCUCUGCCACAGUGUAUUUUGCCAAUGCUGAUCUCUACCUCGAGGCCCUGAAAGAAAAGAGCGGCCUUGACAUCAGUAAAAUGAUUAUCUAUAAGAGGAGGCAGGAGGCCAAACAGAAACGAAGGGAAAGGAGGGCUGAGAGACGUGCGAAGAGGCGCGCCAAGAGAGAGAGACGGGCACAGAGGACGGCUAAGCAACUGCCUGUAUCGCCUGACUUCUCCGUGGAGGAAGAGGACGGCUGCUGGAGGGACACAUGUAUCGACGGGACGGAGAGGGAGGAGCAGGACUGGCCCGAGAGGGAGAACGGGACAGUGUUUGUCAUCCCGACCACUCCGCAGACACCGGACGGCCACUCUAGGUGGGAGUACCUGAAAGGAGGAGAUCCAGACUGCGCCAGCUUAGGGUGGAUGUCAGAGCUGCAAGACGGUGACACCACCACUCUGGGCUCCAGCAGUGAGGACACGCUCAGUCGUGACCUGGAACGAGUCUCUCUGGGGUCCCUGGGCAAGUGGACCUGGGACAUUCACUCCAUCAUUCUUGACCUCUCCACAGCGAACUUCAUUGACACGGUCGCUAUCAAGACCCUGAAGAAUAUUUUCCUGGACUUCAGUGAGAUUGAUGUGGAUGUCUACAUGGCUGGUUGUCAAGCCUCUGUUGUGGAGCAGUUGGAGCUCGGUGGCUUCUUCUCAGAGACAAUAACAAAGAGACGCCUCUUUGCCUCCGUUCAUGACGCCGUGCUCUACUGUCUGAACCAUCGUGGAGCAACAUUGUUCCCCCGAUACGACCCGUCUCCGGACGUGCAGUGCAGCAUGAGAUUUUAAGACCCUUCAACCACAGGAUGGGUGAACACUCACUGGAGGGACUAUCUGAAGCUGACGAACUACUUCAUCACGUUGUUUUAGCGUGUGGCUUUCAACUGUAUUUAUAUAUUUCGUGUUUAUGCAAAAUGAAGAGUAAUGCUGAGGAAAUAGCUUAAUUUAACUUUAUUCGGUGUCAAGAGUGUGAGACAUUUUUAAGAAAUAUACAAUAAAUAAAAUGGAACCUGACCAUCUGA
This is a messenger RNA of Mugil cephalus (flathead mullet), 2765 nucleotides long. RefSeq names its product solute carrier family 26 member 6, like (gene slc26a6l1). Gene Ontology annotation, biological process: transmembrane transport. Gene Ontology annotation, cellular component: membrane. The transcript is spliced from 19 exons. The record is from RefSeq and is a predicted model, not a curated record. Gene Ontology annotation, molecular function: oxalate transmembrane transporter activity; bicarbonate transmembrane transporter activity; secondary active sulfate transmembrane transporter activity. NCBI's taxonomy places the organism in Eukaryota, Metazoa, Chordata, Actinopteri, Mugiliformes, Mugilidae. The coding region runs from base 91 to 2532 and encodes 813 amino acids.